AUGGCGACGUCCCUAGGAUCAAACACCUACAACAGACAGAACUGGGAAGACGCGGACUUCCCCAUUCUUUGCCAAACAUGCCUUGGAGAAAACCCUUACAUCCGUAUGACGAAGGAAAAAUAUGGGAAAGAAUGCAAAAUUUGUGCUCGGCCCUUCACUGUGUUUCGGUGGUGCCCUGGGACACGGAUGCGCUUCAAAAAGACGGAAGUUUGUCAAACAUGUAGUAAAAUGAAAAAUGUUUGUCAAACCUGUCUGUUGGAUCUUGAAUAUGGUUUACCUAUUCAGGUCAGAGACACAGGACUUGCCAUUAAAGACGAAAUUCCUAAGUCUGAUGUGAAUAAGGAGUACUACACGCAGAACAUGGAAAGAGAGAUUGCAAACUCGGACGGCACCCGGGCUGUAGGACAGAUUGGAAAAGCCCCCAGCUCAAGCGACAUGUUGCUGAAACUUGCCAGAACCACACCUUACUACAAGAGGAAUCGUCCUCAUAUUUGCUCCUUCUGGGUGAAGGGAGAAUGUAAAAGAGGAGAGGAGUGUCCUUACAGGCACGAGAAGCCCACAGAUCCUGACGAUCCACUUGCUGACCAGAACAUAAAGGAUCGUUAUUAUGGCAUCAAUGACCCAGUAGCAGAUAAACUGUUGAAGCGAGCCUCAACUAUGCCCCGCCUGGAUCCGCCUGAUGAUAAGACCAUCACUACUCUAUACAUUGGUGGACUGGGAGACAAUGUCACAGAUGGAGAUCUCAAGGGCUUCUUUUACCAAUUUGGUGAAAUUCGUACUAUCACAAUAGUUCAAAGGCAGCAGUGUGCAUUUAUUCAGUUUGCUACUCGAGAUGCAGCUGAAAUGGCGGCCGAAAAGUCAUUCAACAAACUUAUUAUCAAUGGACGAAGGCUAACUGUCAAAUGGGGAAGAUCUCAGGCUGCAAGAGGCAAAGAAGGUGAAGGAGUCAGUGAGAUGGGUUCAAGGCUGGAACCUGUCCCUGGUCUACCUGGAGCUCUGCCCCCACCACCACCCCUGGAUGAAGAGACGUCUGCAAACUACUUUAACCUUGACCCCAACAGCUCUCCUGUUAUGAACAUUUUGCCCCCUCCUGGGAUGAACCCACCUCCACCUGGUUAUGGACCCCCAAUGUUCCAUGCUAUGGGUGCAAUGGCCCCACCUAUGCCCCCUCCUAUUGGUAUGAGACCUCCUGGUCAAAUUCACUAUCCAUCCCAGGACCCGCAGCGCAUGGGCGCCCACUCGGCUCACGGCUCGCGCCAUGAACAGUGA
Molecule: messenger RNA, 1269 nt
Organism: Knipowitschia caucasica
Lineage: Eukaryota; Metazoa; Chordata; Actinopteri; Gobiiformes; Gobiidae
Source: the annotation of a GenBank genome assembly